This is a messenger RNA of Spinacia oleracea (spinach), 586 nucleotides long. The record is from RefSeq and is a predicted model, not a curated record. Lineage: Eukaryota; Viridiplantae; Streptophyta; Magnoliopsida; Caryophyllales; Amaranthaceae.
UUUGCCAAAUUUGAAACAUAUCAAAAGAAAAUCUUCACUUGGAACAAACACACACACACCCAAAUAAUGGCCUCUCUAGCAACCUUAGCUGCCGUCCAGCCCACCACCCUUAAGGGCCUUGCUGGAAGCUCCAUCGCCGGCACUAAGCUCCACAUCAAGCCCGCCCGCCAGAGCUUCAAGCUCAACAACGUCAGGAGUGGUGCAAUUGUAGCCAAGUAUGGUGACAAGAGUGUUUACUUUGAUUUGGAAGAUAUAGCAAACACCACUGGUCAAUGGGAUGUCUAUGGAUCAGAUGCACCUUCACCUUACAACUCUCUUCAGAGCAAAUUCUUUGAGACAUUUGCUGCUCCAUUCACAAAGAGAGGAUUGUUGCUCAAGUUCUUGAUAUUGGGAGGUGGUUCUUUGCUCACAUACGUCAGUGCCAAUGCUCCUCAAGAUGUUCUACCUAUCACCAGAGGUCCACAACAACCUCCUAAGCUCGGACCUCGUGGGAAGAUCUAAACAAUCUUUUCUUAUUUCUCAAUGUAAUAUUAUUCAUUGUAAAACUCAAAAUCAUCUUUAAUUGAAAUGUACAAUUUUAAGAACA